CUUGGCUGUGUUUUGUUUCUUUCUGCCUCGCUGCAGAACUUGACGCUAGUUCGCGAACAAUGUCACACAUUACUUCCCCUUGCGGAUCUCUUAUUAAUUACAGGAUAAUCAUUGUAAUGUACACUACCGCAUUGGGGAGAAAGAGUUAAUAAAUAUAGAUGAAAUCAAUGUGCCUCUUCUGUUUUUAUCAAGGAAGUAACGAUAUCUACUUGAUUCAGAAAGUUUAAACCUUUAAAAAGUUCACGGAUUACGUUUGUCUUGAUUAUUAAGGUAGAUUGUUGAGAGUCCAGCCUAGCUGAGUUGAACUCAGUAACCCGGAUAUGUUAACGAGUUGACGAGUGAGAAACAGAAACUAACCACGUUCUUAGAAACACAAAUUAAAAUAAUUUAUUUUCUACACAAGAUGCAUACAUUAUGGUGCAUGGUAUUGCUUUGCAUAGUUACAGAAAGUUUACAGAUUAGAAAUCUGCCCGCAUUGAAUGAGAAAGAGAUAACUCGGGUCUACUCUGGUUUGUUCAAAACUACGAGGGAGAUGUUUGUUAUGAAACAAAUGGAAACUAUGGUGUCGUCACUGCAGGUGUCGCAGGCUGUUGCAGGUGUACAGGACACGCAGGCGCUGGCAGGUGUGGUCUAUCACGGCUGCUGUGAAUCGGUAUCCUCCAUGGUGACGUAUGACCAGCUCCCCAACGCGCUCGGACAGAACGUCACUCUGGUCAGUUUCCCCACCCGGAAGCAAUAUUUUCCCAGAGAAACAUGCCUGUCGUCCGCCAACUGUUAUUGCGGCUGUUCCUGUUCUCUGGUCACCCAGACGUUUACAGCCCUGGUGUACAACCCCCUCUACCCACAGUUCAGUAGCGAGCCGGUCAUCUUGACCUUUGUCUUGGCGCCGUCCUUCUGUCGGUGUUUCAACAACGCCUUCUUCAGCUCUAACCAGCUCUCUGAUAUCUAGUCUGUAGCGUGGGGGUGCGGCCAGCACCGGGUGACACCCGACCUAGUGACGCCGCUGUGUUUAGUCUACGCUACAUAGAAAACAAACAGCAUCGGAUCGUUUGUGAAUCAUGUGUCGUGUUUAUCGCUGAGACGUCUACAUUUAUAGGACACAACGUAAAUAUUAAAGCUGAUGGAAUCAAUGUUUCAGACAUCAGACAUUAAACAUUCAAUCAAAUGAAAAGACGUUAGUGGAUAUUUAUUGUUGUUGAUACGCCUUUUGAACUAUUUGAUUUUUUCAGCAGAUCCCUACU
This is a messenger RNA of Physella acuta, 1241 nucleotides long. RefSeq lists its product as uncharacterized. The record is from RefSeq and is a predicted model, not a curated record. Lineage: Eukaryota; Metazoa; Mollusca; Gastropoda; Physidae.